AUGGCGACCUGUAUCAGAAAAGGAUCACCCAAAUCGGAGAUUCAACUUCAACCUCGCGUCAGAUCUCCUCUCUCCGAGAACCUUUCUCCAGCUACCUUCCCACGAUCUCCUCUCUCGUUUGUCUCUCCUAAGAGCUUACCUCACUUGAAUUGGAACUCCGGCCUAUCAUCGCCUACGCUCGUGACUCACAUUCUUCACGAUGGUGAUGACGAUUCCGACGAGGAAAACAAAGAAGACGAGGAAAUGAGUAUCUCAUCCGUUUCGGACGCCGGAGGAGGCAACGAGUUAUUCUCCGAUUACGAUGUUGAAGAUGACGAGGCAGAGGUAGUUGAGAGACGUUACGAUGAAGAAGAAGUGUUUGGGCCGCAUAAGUCCAGCUCAAAAUUGAACAGAGGGAUGCUGGAAAAUAAGAAUCUGAGAAUUGAAGUUCCGUUUGCGAAAAGAAGAGUCACCGACGGUGAAUUAGGACUCCGGAAAUUCGCUCUGAAGAAUUCAACUCCAGCUAGUUGUCUCCCCCAGGAACGGCCACAUACUCUGAGCUCCAAGGGUUCGGUGUACUGGGACAUGGAAGAUAUGGGAACACCAAGCGCACCUCCAAUAAUGGAAAGUGGACAAGAAGAUAACAGCUUGGAAAUGGAAAGGGAAAUUGAGCAGAUUGAGGAUGAGAUUUGCAGAGAAGCGGGAGUAGAUAGUAAUCAAGUAAACAUGGGAGGCAUAGCUGAUUAUAAAAGUUCGCAAUUGUAUAUAGAUGCAGAAAUUGGGGAAAGUGUGAGGGAUACUAAAAAUGGGGAAGAUGAGCAAAUCCAGGAAAUCCACUCGGAUGAAUUAGAUUGCCAUAGUAUCAGUGGUCAAUAUGCUUGGCAAAGUCUUCUGGCAUAUGAUGCUUGCGUAAGACUAUGUUUGUAUGCAUGGUCAAAGGGAUCUUCUGAGGCACCUGAGUUUCUGCGUGAUGAGUGUCGUCUUCUUCGAGGUGCAUUUGGUUUGCAUAAGUUUCUCUUACAACCCCGGGGUUUGCGAGCCACUGAAGAAAACAAAAAUGUGAAAGCAGAGCAAAAGACAUCCCUGAAGGCUAAAAACAUGGUCAGGAAGUUAAGGGUGGAAGUAAAGAGACUUCGAUUGAUACCACAACGCAAACUUAGAGGCAUAGAUUCGCUGCGGAGUUUAAUGAAUAUGCCAAUGGGAGCAGAGUAUUGCCGACAAGUUUCAUCACUUGUGAAGACUGGGAUGAGUUCUAUUAAACAGGCUACCCUCUCAGCAGUUUCAGAAGAACAAUUCUCCUGCUACCUUCAAAUGAAGAGCACAGCAGAAGGAGGUCAAAUUGAACAAGGAUCUUCUGUUUGUUUGCAAUCAGGAACUGGAAGUUACCAUGUCUUCUUUCCCGAGUCCGAAGGCGACGCUAUUCUGAUAGAAAUUCAAGAUAAGAAGAAAUCAGUUCAAGGAAAAGUAACGAUUCCUAUUGCAUCCUUGACUGAAAAUCCGAAUGAAAAUGUUAGGUGGUGGCCAAUAUACCAUGGUGAACAAGAAUGUGUUGGCAAGAUCCAGCUCUUUAUUGGUAACACGACCACAUCCGAUGAAGACUAUCACAUAAAGAGUGCACCUGUUGUGGAGACACUGGCAUACGAUUUGCUAGUAGAAGCUGCUACACGUGCUCAAAAGUUUCAUUCUCAGAACUUAAGCCUGAAUGGAUCUUGGAAAUGGCUGUUAAGCGAAUUCGCAGAAUAUUACGGAGUUUCCGAUUCAUAUACUAAACUGAGAUAUCUUUCACAUGUGAUGAAUGUGGCAACUCCAACAAAAACCUGCUUACUACUUGUGCAUGAGUUACUUGUGCCAAUCCUAAUGGCUCGAAGUGAGAAAUGUUUGACCAGGCAGGAGAAAAGUAUCUUAAUGGAUUGUGAGAUAGAGAUAGAAAAACUCUUGGCAAACGUUUUUGAGAAUUACAAGUCCUUAGAUGAAAACUACCCAUCAGGUUUGGCAGACAUAUCUGGUCCGGUGAAAGAGACGGCUUCAGCAGCACUUUCUCCAGCUGUUCAGGUUUUCAGCCUCCUUAAUGAUAUAUUGUCUCUUGAAGCACAAGAUAUUUUGAAGAAUUACCUUCAGACAGCAGCAAAGAAGAGGUGUCGGAUGCACAUGGUUGAAACCGAUGAGUAUGUUUCCUGCAACUCUGAAGGUUUUCUUUUGGAUUCCGUCACAAUCUCUACAGCCUACCUGAAAAUGAAGAAUCUUUGUCAAAACAUAAGCAACGAAAUAGAGACUGAUAUAAAGAUCACCAGUGAGCAUGUAUUCCCAAGCUCAAUCGACCUAUCAAAUAUAGCAGCUGCCGUAUACAGCACUCAACUAUGUACCCGGCUCAGGUUUUUUCUGUCAGCAGUGCCACCAUCCUGCCCACUGCCUCAUGUCAAUGAGCUUCUGAUAGCAGUUUCCGAUUUCGAAAGAAAACUCGAUUCAUGGGGCAUCAGUCCUGUACAGGGUGGCAUAGACUCGAGGGGAUUAUUCCACAACUACAUAAUGGUUUGGAUACAUGAUAUGGAACUUAGACUACUUGACCGAUGCAAAGCCGAAAAGGUUCCAUGGUCUGGUGUAAUAACAAAUCACUCAACAUCACCAUUUGCUGAGGACAUGUAUGAGAGAAUAAAAGAUUCUCUUAUAGAGUAUGAAGUGGUGAUUAGUAGAUGGCCACAAUAUACACUGAUCUUGGAAAAUACUGCUUCAAUUGUAGAGAGAGCCAUUGUUAAAUCGCUGGAGAAACAAUACAAUGACAUACUGACUCCUUUAAAAGACAGCAUUCCAAAGAGGCUAAACAUGCAUGUUCAGAAGCUGACAAGAAGGCAAUCUUCAGCUCUCUACUCUGUUCCAACUCAACUGGGAACUUUUGUCAACACCAUAAAGAGAAUUCUUGAUGUUCUACAUCGCAGAGUUGAGGAUAUUUUGAGACAGUGGGCUUCGUGUCUUCCUGUUGUUGAAGACAAGAAGUCGCUCUUUGGGGAGCAGAUGAAUGUAAUCACGGUCUUGCUCAGGACAAAAUACAGAAACUACAUGCAAGCGGCGGUUGAUAAACUUGUUAGCAACACGCAAUCAAACAAAAGCACAAGGCUGAAGAGAAUCUUAGAGGAAAUAAAAGAAAAUGAGAGAGAAGUCGAAGUCCGUGAACGUAUGAAGAUGUUAUGCUUACAGAUCACUGACUCAAUCUCAAAUCUGCAUGAUGUCUUCACAAGUCAGAUAUUUGUGGCUUCGUGCCGCCUUUUCUGGGACAGAAUGGCACAGGUUGUGUUGAAGUUUCUUGAGGGAAGAAAGGAGAAUGAAGUAGGAUACAAAGGCUCCUACUAUGCUCUUGGGAUAGUGGAGGACACGUUUGCAUCAGAGAUGCAGAGGCUGCAAGGGAACUCGCUACAGGAGAAGGAUAUGGAGGCUCCUCGUUCGGUGAUUGAGGCACGCUCCAUUCUCUCUAGAGACACUACUACCAAUCACUCUUCCUACUUCUAUGUCUAG
This is a messenger RNA of Microthlaspi erraticum, 3486 nucleotides long. Lineage: Eukaryota; Viridiplantae; Streptophyta; Magnoliopsida; Brassicales; Brassicaceae. The record is from the annotation of a GenBank genome assembly.